Cydia fagiglandana is the source of this 4290-nucleotide messenger RNA. RefSeq lists its product as uncharacterized. The transcript is spliced from 2 exons. Gene Ontology annotation, biological process: DNA integration. Bases 1 to 4290 code for a protein of 1429 amino acids. Gene Ontology annotation, molecular function: nucleic acid binding; zinc ion binding. The record is from RefSeq and is a predicted model, not a curated record. NCBI's taxonomy places the organism in Eukaryota, Metazoa, Arthropoda, Insecta, Lepidoptera, Tortricidae.
AUGGAAGCCUUAUUCGUAGUACAAGCGGAUAACUUACAUCUUCUUCAGAAAACGGCUACAAACUUCAAGAAGUGUCCCAAGGCGAGACUAACCAAGUCAUACUUGCAAGUCAGAGUGGAGAAUUUAGACAAACUUUGGGAAGUUUUUCAAAACACUCACCGAGAGAUAGUGAAGAUAGCGACAACAGAACAACGAAAUAGUCACGAAUAUUUUACGCAAGAGAUAUACGACAAUGGAGAAGAGUUGUAUAUAGACACCAAAGCGGAGAUACUUGCGAAAUUAGAAGGAGAGCAAACGAGUCAUACAUCAGGAACGGAGAAGCAAUCCAUCAGACCACAGAGCCAGGAAGUGAAGCUACCUAAGAUUAAUAUACCACAGUUCAAUGGAAAUUACAAUGAUUGGGGGACUUUCAAGGAUCUCUACACAUCUCUCAUUCAUAAUCAGAGUUCAUUGAGCCCAGUGCAGAAAUUGCACUAUUUGAAGAGUAGUCUUAGUGGCGAAGCUGAACAACUGCUGAAGCACAUUAAAAUUACUGAGAAAAAUUAUGAAGUAGCAUGGAAUACCUUACACAACAGAUACAAUAACAAGAGGAUUAUGGUUAACUCAAUCUUGAAUAGAUUUUUGGGUCAAAAGAAACUGAGCGUUGAAUCUGCCAAAGGUGUCAAAGAAUUGCUGGAUAUUUCUACAGAAUGUCUGAACAGCUUGAAGAACAAUGACAUUAGUAUCGAUAACUGGGAUCCAAUCAUAAUACAUCUAUUGGUACACAAGUUAGAUACAGAGUCACACAAGCACUGGGAAGAGGAUCUGAAGAAAUUAUCUGUGGAAGACUUGCCGACAUUGGAACAAUUCAGCAAAUUUUUGGAGGGAAGAUUUAGAGUUUUGGAGAUGGUUCAAACUGCGCACCCAAAAGAGAAGCCUCAAGUUAGAGCCAAGACGUUCCAUGCAACUGCUACGCCUAGCAGUAACACAGACUCCAACCAACAAUGCGGUUUCUGUAACGAAGAUCAUUUUAUCUACAACUGCAAGGAGUUUGCUAAAUUGGAUCCCGAGCAACGAUCCAAGGAGGUUCAAACUAGGAGUCUUUGCUUCAACUGUCUACGGCCUGGACAUAGCGUGAGAUUUUGCAAGCGUAAUACUUCAUGCCUGCGUUGUAAGAGGAAGCAUCACACACUAUUGCACGUUACUAAACCUAACACUGUAUCACUCGAAGAAAAACCAGAGAAAGAAAACAAAGAGCAAGCUACACCAACAAUCAACAUAGUAUCUCACUGUGCCUCUCAGAGACGGGUUACUCUUUUAGCUACAGCACUAGUGAAUAUUAUGACAAACAGAGGAGCACAAGUAGUUCGAGCACUCAUAGAUCCAUGUUCGGAAGAGUCAUUUAUAUCAGAGGAGACAGUCAAUAAACUACAACUCAAACGAACAAGGGUGGAGGGUCAAGUGACAGGUGUUGCGAAGAUGUCGACUCCAAUCAAGCACGCGGCGGAGAUACAAAUUGUGUCGAGAAUUAAUGAGAGCUACAAGCUGAACUGCACCGCCUACGUGACGAAGGAAGUUACUGACAUAAUGCCUGUUACGAAGAUCGAUAAAGAACAAUGGUCUCAACUACAUGGCUUGGAGUUAGCUGAUCCCACAUACUACAAUCCUGGAGAGAUAGAUUUGUUACUUGGUGUGCAUGUCUAUACAGACAUUUUAAUGAGUGGAGUCAUCAAGGGCAAACCAGGAUCACCGAUAGCGCAACAGACGUUAUUCGGAUGGAUAAUUUCAGGCGGAGCACCCGCCGAAGAGCACGGGAAGAAUGGAAGAAUUGUUAGCAUGCAUUUGAGUGUGAGUCUAGACAACAUGCUGCAAAGAUUUUGGGAAUCGGAGACGCUAGAUAAUGAGAGCAAAGACACUCUGACGCCUCAAGAGAAGAGAGCUGAAGAUAUUUAUGAGAAAACACUAGCGAGAGAUGAGGAUGGAAGAUUCAUUGUUGGACUACCAUUCGUACGAGAUACACCGAUUGUUCCCGAAAAUUCCCGUUCAAUUGCUGUCAAAAGACUUGAAUGUCUAGAGAGGAAGUUAGCACACAACAGCAAAUUGAAAACUAAGAACGAUAACGUGAUUCAAGAGUACCUUACCUUAAAACACAUGGAACCGGUAGACAAGCCUGAGAAAGAUGAGAAAACAGUCUACCUUCCACAUCAUGCUGUGGGUCGCGAGGAUCGGGAGACAGUAGACAUGAAUAGAAAGAGCCAAAUAAAGACACUAGGAAUAAUUUGGAAUAUUGAUGAAGACAAACUCAAGGUUACACAAAAAGAAAUCAAUACUGAGAAACCUGUCACAAAGAGAAAUGUACUCGGACAGAUCGCUUCACUUUUCGAUCCGUUGGGUUGGUUAGCACCAGCAAUCAUGAAAGCAAAGAUGUUCAUGCAGAAGCUAUGGCUGGAAAAGCUAGAUUGGGAUGAGGAACUACCCACAGAUCUAAAAGAAGAAUGGAUCCAGUACCAAGAAGACUUACCUGCGUUAUCAGCGAUACAGAUUAAUCGUUGGACUGGUUCUAGUAAAAAUUCAGCGAUCGAGUUACAUGGAUUUUCUGACGCAAGCCAGACAGGAUAUGCAGCAGUCGUGUACCUUCGAGUUAUACCCAAAGAUGGAUCACAAUGUCAAGUGGCUCUAAUUACAGCAAAAACAAAAGUUGCACCAGUUGUUAAACCAUUGUCUUUGCCACGCCUUGAGCUAUGUGGAGCUUCUCUACUUAGCAAACUCAUGAAACACGUGAUGAGAGUUCUAAAUAUCGAGUUGCAACAAACCUACGCGUGGGUAGACUCCAAAGUGGUUUUAGCCUGGAUAAAAGGAGAUCCAAACAGAUGGACACCCUAUGUCAAAAAUCGAGUGGUUGACAUAAGGAGCAAUUUAGACACACACUGGUUAUAUGUCAAUACCAAGGAUAAUCCAGCAGAUCCAGCUUCCAGAGGUCUGUCACCCAGCAAGCUGAAACAAAAUCAGUUAUGGUUCAAUGGUCCGGAAUUCUUACGAGAACCUGAUUUCACCAUACCCGUCGACUCCAUACCUGAAACAGGGCUAGAGAAACGCUUGUUAGUGAAAUGUAAGACAACAACCAUAGAAACCGACUCUGAAAAGCUUACCUUACUGAAGAAAUACUCGUCACUGCAAAAACUUCUGGACGUAAUUUCAUAUUGUAGAAGAUGGCUGAAGAUCCUGAAAAAAGAAAAGAAUAUUAGUAAACAUAUAACCUGUGAAGAAAAAGAUGAAGCACUUACCUUGUGUUUAAAGAUGUCCCAAGAGAUAGAAUUUCCUGAGGAGAUUGAUCACCUGAAAAGUGGAAAAGCUAUUAAGAAAAGCAGUUGUCUACUGCAAUUCACACCUUAUCUGGAUGAUAAAGGUAUUAUCAGAUUAGGAGGAAGACUGAACCAUGCAGAGUUGAGUAUGGAUCAAAAGCAUCCUGUUAUAAUAACUAAGAACAACGUAUUGUUACCUGUUUUGUUGGAUGAUGCUCACAAAAACACUCUUCAUGGAGGGCCGCAUCUCAUGACACCAUAUUUGAGAAGCAAAUACUGGAUAAUUAAAGGAGGUUCUUCAAUAAGGCAGUUUUACAAGAAGUGUAUAACGUGUGCAAGAUACAAUGCGAAGACGAAUACUCAGUUGAUGGGCAACUUACCGGAAGUUCGAGUAAAACCUUCACGCCCUUUCCUUAUCAGCGGUGUUGACUUUGCCGGUCCCAUCACAUGCAGAAUGAGUAAAGGUCGAGGAGCUAAGACAUACAAGGCAUAUAUUGCUUUAUUCGUGUGUAUGUCUACCAAAGCCAUACAUUUGGAACUAGUCAGCGAUAUGACCACAGAAGCGUUUAUCGCUGCCUUCAAAAGAUUUGUGUCUAGACGUGGUCAUUGCAAAGAACUCUGGAGUGAUCAUGGUACAACAUUCGUUGCAGCUGAAAAAGAAUUAUUGAAGAUGUGGCAACAAGGUCGCAACGAAAUCCCAGAAGACUUGCUGAAAAGUUUAGACGACAGAGGAACUCGCUGGAGAUAUAUUCCCCCUGGAGCACCAAACUUUGGAGGACUAUGGGAGGCCGGUGUAAAAUCGACGAAGUAUCAUCUGAAAAGAAUAAUGCAAGACGCAACCCUGACGUUUGAAGAAUUUUAUACGGUCCUUUCGCAAGUUGAAGCGUGCCUAAACUCACGUCCAUUGGCUCCAUUAGGCGAUGAUUUAGAUUAUUUGACACCAGGACAUUUUCUGGCGGCGAAUAUAGGUAUAAUUUUGUACCUAAACCUGACUAUUGUGAAGGAGUGA